GAUUUUUCUGUCUCCUCCCCGGCCCCUGAUUAGUGUUUACCUGAUUGACCUAAGUUUGACGGGGAUUUCCUGCUCUUCUUCUUCAUUCUUUUUACUCGACCAAUUGAUAAUUCUCACAUUUACGCCAGACCAAACCUAGUCUGUACAUCAACAUGUCGAACGACCAGCAGAAGGAUCUUGCGGAGCGCAUCUCCGAGCCUGUUGUUCCCCCAGAGGUUGCGAGGGAGAUUGGCCUUUUGGAGCAGCAGUUUGUUCGCGCAGAGGUUGAGCAGAUGCGUCGCUCCAUCGUCGAACUUCGUCCCCUGUAUGAAAAGCGCGCCAAGAUCGUCGCGCACCCUGAGGUGCAGAGCAACUUCUGGGUUCGCGUGUUGUCCAAUGCGUCCGGUGACGUCGACCAGUACAUCACUCCCGCCGAUGCGGCGAUCCUUGGCUCUGCCCUGAAGAACUUGACCGUCGAGCGAUUCGAAGUCAACGAGAAGGGCGAGGGCGAGCCGCGCAGCAUCCGUCUUACAUUUGAGUUCCACACCGGCGAGGCGAACCCGUUCUUCGAGAAUGAGAAGCUGGUCAAGGAGCUAUACUGGCGAAAGCAGGUUUUCACCACUGCCAGUGGUAAGAAGAGGACCUGGGAUGGACUUGUUUCCGAGCCUGUCCGCAUCAACUGGAAGAAGGAUAUGGAUGUCACCAAGGGUCUGCUAGAUGCCACCUGCGAUCUGUUUGAGGCGGAGAAGAAGGGUGGUUCUCGUAGGGAGUUGCCAGAGUUCAAGAAGCUCCAAGAGAAGCUUGCUGAGGUGGAGGCCCUUGAGAGGGAUGAGGAUGAUGAGAACGACGAUGAGGACCCUCUAGGACAUCCUUCCGGCGAAAGCUUCUUCAACUUCUUCGGUUAUCGCGGAAGUGACGUGACUGCCGAACAAUCUGCGGCGGCGACCAAGGAGGAACAGGAGAAAUUUGAGAAGCUUCUCAAAGGAGAAAGUGUCGAGGAUGACGAGGCCGACGAAGACGAGGACGUUGACGACGACUUCGAAGAGAUCGAAGCCUUCCCUGCCGGAAGCGAAUUGGCCGUUGCCCUUGCUGAAGACCUCUGGCCCAAUGCGCUGAAGUACUAUGCCCAAUCCUUUGAAGAGCAUCCCGACGAUUUCGAUAUGGACGACGACGAGGAUGAGGAUGAAGAUGACGAGGACGAAGAAGAGGAAGACUCCCGCCCACGCAAGAAGGCCAAGGUCUAAACGUCCAAAAGAGAAUUUCGAGCAAUUCACAGCCCCCAAACUAUAGGGCGAUGACUAGUAUUAAUAACAGAACGAGGACGAAAAUGAGGACAGCGAUGCAGAACGACGACAUCGUAUCUAAUCCCUAGUUAGCAGACUGGAAGAUCAUGAAACCCUCAAAGCAGACUGGAUAAUGC
This is a messenger RNA of Aspergillus nidulans FGSC A4, 1399 nucleotides long. Its product is annotated as histone chaperone napB. The record is from RefSeq and is a predicted model, not a curated record. Lineage: Eukaryota; Fungi; Ascomycota; Eurotiomycetes; Eurotiales; Aspergillaceae. Gene Ontology annotation, cellular component: nucleus. The transcript has 3 exons. Bases 153 to 1223 code for a protein of 356 amino acids. Gene Ontology annotation, biological process: nucleosome assembly.